This is a messenger RNA of Schistocerca nitens (vagrant locust), 966 nucleotides long. Its product is annotated as heat shock factor-binding protein 1. Lineage: Eukaryota; Metazoa; Arthropoda; Insecta; Orthoptera; Acrididae. The coding region runs from base 129 to 386 and encodes 85 amino acids. Gene Ontology annotation, molecular function: transcription corepressor activity. The transcript is spliced from 4 exons. Gene Ontology annotation, biological process: cellular heat acclimation. The record is from RefSeq and is a predicted model, not a curated record. Gene Ontology annotation, cellular component: nucleus; cytosol.
CCACCGCCCAUGCCGCUGCUACGUGGGUACCACGUGUGUAAGGCCCUCAGCCGCCGCACUGCCGCCGCCACCGUCUCUUCUGUACUGUGCGAUUUUUGUGUGGCUGUGCAGAACAUCUGCGUGAAAUUAUGUCGAAUAUAAAGCAAGAAAUCAAAACGGAGGAAGAGCAACAGAAUUAUUCAAUGAGUAACAACAGCGAUCCAAAAAAUAUGCAGGAAUUAACACAAUAUGUGCAGACCUUACUUCAAGGAAUGCAGGACAAGUUUCAAGCAAUGUCAGAUCAGAUCAUAACAAGAAUAGAUGAAAUGGGUAAUCGCAUUGAUGACUUGGAGAAAAAUAUAACAGAACUAAUGACGCAAGCUGGUGUGGAAGGGCCUGAAAAAUAAAAAGGGAACUGUUUGUAUUUCAGAUCACUGUAUGAAAAUUAAAUUUGCAGACUGAAGAUACAUCUUUAACUUGAAGAGUCAUGUUGCACCACAAGCAUUAGAUAGUUCUGAUAAAGUGUUGUGUAGUUGUUAAUAGUUAUUUUCUAUUUAUCAUUGCACAAUUAAGGCUUGAGUAACGGUGGAAGUGACUUCAUGACUGGAAAGUAAAUGAAACAGUGUGGUGUUACUUUUGAUCUUGUAGUGGCCUGAACUUGAUAAGAAGUUAUUGCAUAUCCAUUUUGGAAUCCCAAGUGUAUUGGAGUGUGUUUAGUUUCAGAGUAUUACGUAUUGUAAUGUUGUCAGAAAGUUUUUCUUAUAAUUUUUGUAAAUCAGCAAUAUGAUUCAAAAUUUAAUCAAUUUUUUAUGUCCUUUGUAUGAUCAGUAUCUGUCAUUGUUCAUGAUAUAAGUAUUUUCAAGACACACUCAUCCAGUCAUGAGCCUUUAUACACAAGAGGCAAUUCGUCAUUAAUGGGUAUGAGUGUAACUUUGUAUAUAAUAUUUAUAAUGAAAUAAUCAUGAACUUUUGUAAUGUUUUAUCAAA